Molecule: messenger RNA, 987 nt
Organism: Perognathus longimembris pacificus (Pacific pocket mouse)
Lineage: Eukaryota; Metazoa; Chordata; Mammalia; Rodentia; Heteromyidae
Gene: Klf14
Product: Kruppel like factor 14
Exons: 1
Coding region: 1-987 (328 amino acids)
Biological process (GO): regulation of transcription by RNA polymerase II
Molecular function (GO): RNA polymerase II cis-regulatory region sequence-specific DNA binding; DNA-binding transcription factor activity, RNA polymerase II-specific
Source: RefSeq, a predicted model, not a curated record
AUGUUGGCUGCCGUGGCGUGCCUGGACUACUUCGCCGCCGAGUGCCUGGUGUCCAUGUCCGCGGGCGCCGUGGUGCACCGCCGCGCGCCGGACCCCGAGGGCGCGGGGACAGCCGCGGGCUCGGAGGAGGGUGGCGGCGAGUCCGCGCUGCCGGAUCCCGGGCCGCCCGUGCCGGCGUCGGAUCUCCCGCUGCUCCAGGUCCCCGCCCCGAGCCCCGGCGCGGGCGGCACUGCGCCCCACCUGCUGGCUGCCAGCGUUUUGGCUGAUUUGCGCGCCGGCGCCCUGGAGGGCUGCGAGGGCACCCCGGGGCCCUCGGGGGAUGCUCCCCGCGCCUCGCCUGGCUCCCCCGACCCGACCUGGGGCUCCAGCCCCGCGCGGGGCUCCGAGCCCGCCCCAGCCUCCGGAGAAGAUGCGCUCUGCGCGCCCGAGGGUUCCUCCGACGCGCCCGAGGCUCCAAGCGCUCCCGCAGCCCCGGGGUCGCCCGCAGCCACUGGCGGGGAGUCCGGGGAGCCCGAUGGGGCCCCAGGGGAGGGCCCCACCCCCGCCACGACUCCGACGACCCGGAGGAGGCCGGUGACACCCGCAGCCAAGCGGCAUCAAUGCCCCUUCCCGGGCUGCAACAAAGCCUAUUACAAGUCGUCGCACCUCAAGUCUCACCAGCGCACCCACACGGGCGAGCGCCCGUUCUCCUGCGACUGGCUCGACUGCGACAAGAAGUUCACGCGCUCCGACGAGCUGGCCCGCCACUACCGCACCCACACCGGCGAGAAGCGCUUCUCCUGCCCCCUCUGCCCCAAGCAGUUCUCCCGGAGCGAUCACUUGACCAAGCACGCCCGCCGCCACCCAUCCUAUCAUCCCGACAUGAUCGAGUACCGGGGACGUCGCCGCACCCCCCGGGUGGACCCCCCGCCCCCCGCCGCCGAGGCCGACAGCUCCGGUUCCGGCUCCGGCUCUGCCCAGGCGCCCGGCCUCACUUCCUGCUCGUAG